AUUGAACCGAUUUCCUCGGAGUUUACACACAGUAGGGAAGAAAACACGGCUAAGGAAGUGCUGACAAGCUGAGACGUGCUAGCUAAAAGCAGCUAGUCGCGACAUGCUUCAUAACUAGACCAAACUCCAUGUUUGUUACCACGUAAAUAUGGCACGUGCACCCAUCUCUCCAGUCUGCUUAGCUCAUAAAACACACAACUUCAGAACUACAUAAACUUGAAGCAGGAGAGGGGAAAGCAGACCAGAAGGAUGUCUCCUCCGAGGCUCACGGGAGCUCUUCGUUCCUUCUCCAGCGUCAGCAAGACAGACCAGCCACCUGAGGAGCUCUAUGAUCUGAAGGCCAAGCGUCUGAAGAGACAGGAGCUCUUUGCUAAAGAGGGCCUGACAUGGCAGAAGAUCGUUCGUUUCUGUACUGAGCUCCAGGACAAGGGUGAACAACAAGCUACCAAUCAGGAGCUGAAGAGUCUUCUUAUGGCAGCUAAAAAUAUUGUUGGAUCUGAACAUGGUCAGGAGGCCAUUGAAAGUGCUGCUGCUUUUCUCUUUGAAAUGUUCCACAACAAAGACCAUGUGGGCACAGAAGAGAGCCGGGCCAUCAAGCAGAUGUUUGGGCCUUUUCCAUCAUCUGCAGCUGAAGCUUCCUGCGCCUGUGUGACUCGACUGGUGGCUCCACUCGAUGACUCCAGAGUGGAAGAUUUUAUUAGGACUCAGAAGUCUCUUCACAACCCACAACAGGGUUCUGUGUUUGGACGCAACAUUGCUUUCUGCUAUGAUUGCUACACAUUGGACCCACUGGAUGACCUGCAAAGCUCUGGUGUCUUUGAUGAGAGUGAGCAACUUAUGAACUUUCUAAACAACCAGCAGAGUGGAAAGAAGGUUGCCAGUGAAGAAGAUGCAUCCAGCUGUGGAAGAUCUGUGAACUUUGGUGAUGGAUUCAUCCUUCAAAGUGAAGUGGAAAAAUACUUAGAUAGAGGCAACAUGAUUUCUUCUAACCCAGAGGAGCUGUGCACCUCCCUGUUCGAGAUGCUGACUUCACACAGAAGUGACGAUGAGCUGCAAAAUGAGUUGUUUGAACUCCUGGGACCAGAGGGGCUGGAGAUGAUAUCCACCCUUCUUCAACGAAGGGCAAACAUUGUGGACUCCCUUCUUGCUACCUCAAAUGACAGGUCAAGUUACCAACCAGAUUUAGGCAGAAAGCUUUGUGGUGAAGGGGCCAAGCCAGCUUAUGGGUGUCAGGUGACCAUCCAGUCAGAGAAAGAGAAACAAAUCCUGAAGAUGUAUCGUCGAGAAGAAAAAAAAGAAAAGAAGAGAGUCAAAGGAACUGAUGAUGGCGACAUGUCAGACGUUGUCAUGACUUUUGACCCGAGAGAGAUGAGGACCCAGCGGGAACAAUCUCUCUUGACGGCACGUUGUGAACCUCUUCUAAGCAACAGAAAGGUGUAUGAACAUGUCCGAUAUCCUCACGUGUACGACAGCUAUGCAGAAGCUACAAAGGCACCUGCGUUUAUUGGAGGAGCUAGGAUGCUGCUACCUGAGGGAAUUCGCAGAGAGAACACUAAAAUGUUUGAAGAGGUGGAGAUCCCACCUAGUGAACCAAGGGCCGCUGGCCUGGAAGAGAAGCCUGUUUACAUCUCUGACCUAGAUGAGAUUGGGCAGCUGGUUUUCAAAGGAAUGAAGCGUCUGAACAGGAUCCAGUCUAUAGUGUUUGACACAGCCUACAGCACCAAUGAAAACCUUCUGAUCUGUGCUCCAACUGGUGCUGGCAAGACCAACAUUGCCAUGCUGACUAUCCUUCAUGAGAUUCGUCAGCACCUGCAGCCUGGUGGCAUCAUCAAGAAAGAUGAAUUCAAGAUAGUAUAUGUGGCUCCAAUGAAGGCCUUGGCUGCUGAAAUGACUAAUUACUUCAGUAAACGUCUGGAACCUCUGGGCAUUGCUGUUAAAGAGCUAACUGGAGACAUGCAGCUGAGCAAAGGAGAGAUCCUUCGAACUCAGAUGCUGGUGACGACUCCUGAGAAGUGGGAUGUUGUGACCAGGAAGAGUGUUGGAGAUGUGGCUCUAUCACAGAUUGUGCGCCUGCUUAUCCUGGAUGAAGUUCACCUGCUACAUGAGGAUCGAGGUCCGGUGUUGGAGAGCCUGGUGGCCAGAACCAUCAGACAGGUGGAAUCCACCCAGAGUAUGAUUCGAAUCCUGGGACUGUCAGCCACCUUACCCAACUAUCUGGAUGUGGCCACCUUCCUGCAUGUCAACCCCUAUAUAGGCCUGUUCUUCUUUGACAGUCGCUUCAGACCAGUGCCACUUGGGCAGACCUUCGUUGGCAUCAAAACCACCAACAAGAUUCAACAGAUCCAUGACAUGGAGGAGGUUUGUUAUAACAAGGUCCUGGAGCAGGUUAAAGCAGGUCAUCAGGUUAUGGUGUUUGUGCACGCUCGCAAUGCCACAGUAAGGACAGCCAUGGGGUUGAUAGAAAUGGCCAAGAACCAUGGAGAAGUUGGUUUCUUCCAACCAGACCAGAAUUCAGAUUACAGCCUGUGUGAAAAACAGAUCCAACGCUCCAGAAACAAACAGAUGAAGGAAAUGUUCCCAGAAGGCUUUGGGAUUCAUCAUGCUGGGAUGCUGCGGUCUGAUCGGAGCAUGAUGGAGAGCUUCUUCUCUAAAGGCCACCUCAAAGUUCUGGUCUGCACUGCCACCUUGGCCUGGGGGGUGAAUCUGCCGGCACACGCAGUCAUCAUCAAGGGGACUCAGAUCUAUGACGCUAAGCGUGGUGCCUUUGUGGAUCUGGGCAUCCUGGACGUCAUGCAGAUCUUCGGCCGAGCAGGUCGGCCCCAGUUUGACAGGUUUGGAGAGGGAACCAUCAUCACCACCCACGACAAGCUGAGUCAUUACUUGACCCUGCUGACUCAGCAGAAUCCCAUCGAGAGUCAGUUCCAGAACAGCCUGUGUGACAACCUGAAUGCAGAGAUUGCUCUGGGUACGGUCACCAAUGUGGAGGAGGCCGUCAGGUGGCUCAGUUACACCUACCUGUACGUUCGCAUGAGGGCCAACCCACUGGUGUAUGGGAUCAACCACAGAGCUCUCCAGACGGAUCCAGGGUUAGAGCUCUACAGGAAGGAGCUGGUGGUAGAGUCAGCCCGGAAGCUGGAUAAAGCCAGAAUGAUCCGCUUCGAAGAGCGCACCGGCUACUUCGCUUCCACUGACCUCGGCAGGACGGCCAGUCACUUCUACAUCAGAUAUAACACCAUGGAGACGUUCAAUGAACAUUUCAACUCACAGAGGACAGAAGCGGACAUCCUCACCGUUGUUUCCAAGGCUGAGGAGUUUGAACAGCUCAAAGUUCGUGAGGAGGAGCUAGAGGAACUGGAGCAGUUGCUCUGUAACUACUGUGAGUUACCGGCUGCAGGUGGUGUGGAGAACGGUUAUGGCAAAGUAAACAUUUUACUACAGACAUACAUCAGUCGAGGAGAGGUGGACAGCUUCUCACUCAUCUCAGACCUCUCAUAUGUUGCACAGAAUGCUGCUCGGAUUGUGAGGGCUUUGUUUGAGAUCGCUCUAAGGAAGCGUUGGCCGGCCAUGACCUACAGACUGCUCACCCUCUGCAAGGUGAUUGACAAGCGACUGUGGGGCUACGCUCAUCCUCUCCGCCAGUUCCCCAACCUGAGCCACGUGGUGCUGAAUAGACUGGAGGAGAAGAAGCUGACGGUGGACAAACUGAAGGAAAUGAGGAAGGAUGAGAUUGGUCACAUGUUGCACCAUGUCAACAUCGGGCUGAGUGUCAAACAGUGUGUCCACCAGAUCCCCUCAAUCACAAUGGAGGCUAGCAUCCAACCAAUAACACGCACCGUGCUACGUGUUCGCCUCGUUGUCACGCCUGACUUCCGCUGGAAUGACCAGGUUCAUGGGUCAGUGGGGGAGCCAUGGUGGUUGUGGGUAGAAGACCCCAUCAAUGAUCACAUCUACCACUCUGAGUACUUUCUCCUACAGAAGAAACAGGUGGUGAGUGGAGAGCCGCAGCAUUUGGUCUUCACCAUUCCCAUCUUUGAGCCAUUGCCCUCCCAGUACUACAUUAAGGCGGUGUCUGACCGCUGGCUCGGAGCUGAGGCUGUCUGCAUCAUCAACUUCCAGAACCUGAUUUUACCAGAGAGACACCCGCCUCACACUGAACUCCUGGACCUACAGCCUUUGCCAGUGACCGCUCUGGGGAACCCAGAGUAUGAGAGCCUUUACAAGUUCACUCACUUCAACCCCAUCCAGACUCAGAUCUUUCACACCCUGUACCACACGGACACCAACGUUCUGCUUGGAGCACCAACCGGCUCUGGGAAAACCAUUGCAGCAGAGCUGGCCAUGUUCCGGGUGUUUAACAAGUACCCGUCCGCUAAGGUGGUGUACAUUGCCCCGCUAAAAGCCCUAGUGAGGGAGAGGAUCGAGGACUGGAAGGUCAGGAUUGAGGAGAAACUGGCAAAGAGAGUGGUUGAGCUGACGGGCGACGUGACUCCAGACGUGCGAGCUAUAGCACAGGCUGACCUCAUUGUCACUACACCUGAGAAGUGGGAUGGAGUCAGCAGAAGUUGGCAGAACCGAAGCUACGUUCAGAAGGUGGCCAUCCUCAUCAUCGAUGAGAUCCACCUGCUGGGUGAGGACAGAGGUCCGGUGCUGGAGGUCAUUGUAUCCAGGACUAACUUCAUCUCCUCUCACACAUCAAAGAAGGUUCGAGUUGUUGGGUUGUCCACGGCUCUGGCCAACGCUCGAGAUCUUGCUGAUUGGUUGGGUAUCGGUCAGGUGGGCUUGUUUAACUUCCGCCCGUCUGUUCGCCCGGUCCCACUGGAAGUUCACAUCCAUGGUUUCCCAGGGCAACAUUACUGUCCCCGCAUGGCCAGCAUGAACAAGCCCACCUUCCAAGCAAUACGCAGUCACUCACCGGCCAAGCCAGUGCUGAUUUUUGUUUCAUCGCGAAGACAGACUCGUCUAACCGCCCUGGACCUCAUCGCCUUUCUGGCCACAGAGGACAACCCCAAACAGUGGCUGCACCAGGAUGAAAGAGAGAUAGAGGACAUCAUUGCUACAGUGAGGGACUCUAACUUGAAGCUAACGCUGGCCUUUGGGAUUGGUAUGCAUCACGCAGGCCUUCACGAGAGAGACAGGAAGACUGUGGAGGAGCUGUUUGUGAACUGUAAGAUCCAGGUUCUGAUUGCCACGAGCACUCUGGCCUGGGGGGUGAACUUUCCUGCUCACCUGGUGGUUGUCAAAGGAACUGAAUACUACGAUGGGAAAUCCAGACGCUACGUGGACUAUCCCAUCACAGAUGUCCUGCAGAUGAUGGGGAGAGCUGGUCGUCCCCAGUUCGAUGACCAGGGCAAAGCUGUCAUUCUGGUCCAUGAUAUCAAGAAGGACUUCUACAAGAAGUUUCUCUACGAACCGUUCCCUGUUGAGUCAAGCCUCCUCGCUGUGCUGUCAGACCAUCUGAAUGCUGAGGUUGCAGCUGGAACCAUCUCAUCCAAACAGGACGCCAUGGACUACAUCACUUGGACGUAUUUCUUCAGACGGCUGGUGAUGAACCCCAGUUACUACAGCCUAGAAGACAUCAGCCAUGAGUCCGUGAACAAGUAUCUAUCUAGUUUGGUGGAGAGGAGCUUGCGGGACCUGGAGUGCUCUUACUGCAUUGAGAUUAAAGAGGAUGAUCGAACAGUUGAGCCACUGACGUAUGGUCGCAUUGCCUCCUAUUACUACCUGAAGCAUCAGACCAUCCGCGUGUUCAAGGAACGAAUAAAAGCUGAGCUUCCCAUCCCAGAGCUGCUCUCAAUCCUAACAGAUGCAGAGGAAUAUGCUGAGCUGCCUGUCAGACACAACGAAGACCAGCUCAACAGCCAGAUGGCUCAGCAGCUCCCUCUACAGGUCAACCCUCACUCCUUCGACAGCGCCCAUACCAAAGCCCACCUGCUGCUGCAGGCCCACUUCAGCCACGCCCAGCUCCCCUGCAGUGACUACACCACAGACACCAAGACGGUGCUGGACAACGCCAUUCGGAUCUGCCAGGCUAUGCUGGAUGUGGCUGCCAAUGAGGGGUGGCUAGUUACAGCCAUCAGUAUCUGCAACCUGGUUCAAAUGAUCGUCCAGGGCCGCUGGAUGCACGACUCUUCACUACUGACACUCCCACAUGUAGAACAGCACCACCUCCACCUGUUCAGGAAAUGGGCAAAUCAGAAAACUCUGAGAGAUUCCGGCAGUUUCAGUGGGCCAAUCGAAGGACUUCCUGAGCUACUAGCAGUCUGUGGUGGGAAAGAAAGUGUGUUCACUGCUAUGGUCCGCCCCGAGUUCCAUCCCAGUCAAAUUGUCCAGAUCUGGUCUUUCCUGACUCACCUGCCAGUGUUGGAGGUGCAGAUGAGCCUGAAGGGCUGGUGGGAGCAUAGCCAGGAGCAGACGGAGCGUCCUCUUCCUGCAGCAGGAGAUCACCUGAGAGGGGACAGCAGCUGGUUGGAUGUCCACGCUGACCAGGAGUAUGUGCUGCAUGUGUCUCUACGACGCCUCAGCCAGCAUAAGAGGAAACAGGACAGUAAGGCCCAGGCUCCCAGGUUCCCCAAAGUAAAGGAUGAGGGCUGGUUCCUUGUCUUGGGGGAGGUGGAUCGGAAGGAGCUGCUCGCUGUGAAGCGUGUUGGAUUUGUCCGUAGUCACACAUCAGUGUCCGUGGCCUUCUACACACCUGAGAAGAUUGGAAGGUGCAUCUACACCUUGUACGUGAUGAGUGACAGCUACCUGGGUCUGGACCAGCAGUAUGACAUCUACCUGAAUGUAACAGCUGCCAGCAUCGCAGCGCAGGUCAACACGGAGAUGGUGGACUCCGUGACAGAGCUGUCCUUCAACUAAACCCAGUCAACAAGAGCCUCUGAAGCUCCUGACUCUGUUCUGGCUCAGACGUACCUUUCGGACUGGACCUGCUGUCUGUCUGCCAGCUCCUAAGGAAACUCUUCCAUGUUCCUUUUUCACAGCUUUCUGAGAUACAGCCUGCAAUGUUUGGGUUCCUUCCAUCCUUUUUUCUGAAAGCAGGAAUUAGUCCAUCUGAGUCUUUUUGUGUGAAGUGGUCCACCUCAUUAGAACACAAAUAAAAGUGCUGAGUCAUGUUAAAGCUAGUGCUUAAAGGGGCCUGUUGUCUCUCUGUUUCUGUGUUUUAGAGAUGAACAAUAAGAGCUGCUGCUCAGAUGCAGCCAUCAUCAUUUAUCCAAUCAGAAGCCAGAACCAGCGCUUUGGUAACUCCUACCAUUGAAGUUAAAUGACCUAUAGGCUCAUGAUCGUUUAAACAGGAGAAACCCAGGUACAGUGCAGGCAGCAGGAGGUGGCUACAUAAGCUGAAGGAAAGACUUGGUUGUGAUUCUUCAGCUUGUGUCUAAACAGGUUCAGGACCAGAACAGACCUGUGGGUCAGAGUUCUGAAGAAACCUGAUGUCUUCAUUGUUCUGCAUCCCUUCCAGUACGUUUAAGGUUAGCCAUUUAUAUCACAGCAGAACAACAGAUAUGUCAGUGACAGACAACAGCUUUGUUGACCCUUGAAAGUGCCUCUUCAGUGACUCAGCUGUUCCACUCAGCUUGGAUCAGUCCUGACUGUCUGAUUAUUCUGAGUUCCAGAAGAGCUACACCUUCACACCAGAGGGAGGUUGUGAAAGGGGUCUUCAUCCAUGGGUGGAGGCAGGAAGACGAUGUUAAACAGAGUUUCUUAACUUUCAUUUUGUUCAAUAAAACUUGACUCUGUGUGAA
Messenger RNA from Nothobranchius furzeri (turquoise killifish), 7739 nucleotides. RefSeq names its product activating signal cointegrator 1 complex subunit 3 (gene ascc3). Gene Ontology annotation, molecular function: nucleic acid binding; ATP binding; ATP hydrolysis activity. The record is from RefSeq and is a predicted model, not a curated record. NCBI's taxonomy places the organism in Eukaryota, Metazoa, Chordata, Actinopteri, Cyprinodontiformes, Nothobranchiidae.